UCGGCAGCAUAGCCAAUUAAGAAAAAUAAAAGCAUUCCAGAAUUUAAUUGCCUGCUGCAAUUGUGAGGACGUUUAGAACAAACUGAGGACGUUUUGAGCAAACUGAGGACUCUGCAACUCAGACCACAAUGGCGCGACGUCUGAUGUACUGUAAGGUCGUCCUCGCGACGUCCAUGGUGUGGUUUAUGCUGGACAUUGCAUUCAUCAUGUACUACAGCGACUGCACUGACGAGACGAGAUGUCCUCGGGCACAGGAGAGUGGCGUGGGGCCUCACGAAGAAAGUAGGGGCUUUCCGGUUGCCCAUGAGAAACCGCCCCCGGUCGUCCACCCGAAGAACGGUCCGGGCGAGAUGGGCAAAGCAGUGGUCAUCCCGCCAGAUCAGGAAGAAAAGAAGAAAGAGAUGUUUAAGAUCAACCAAUUUAAUCUUCUGGCCAGCGACAUGAUUUCGGUUAACAGGUCCCUGCCAGAUGUCAGAAUGGAAGGAUGCAAAACAAAAGAGUAUCCUCCACACAGCGUCCUACCAAAGACAAGCGUCAUUAUCGUCUUUCACAAUGAGGCCUGGAGCACACUGCUACGCUCCGUCCACAGCAUCAUCAACCGGUCGCCAUGGGAACUCCUCGAAGAGAUCAUCCUGGUAGAUGAUGCAAGUGAAAGAGAUUUCCUUGGGAAAGAACUUGAGAAGUACGUCAAGAAGCUUUCUGUGCAUACCCACGUCGAGCGGAUGGGGAAGCGCAGCGGUCUUAUACGAGCCCGGUUACGCGGCGCGUCAGUCGCCAAGGGAGAAGUCUUGACAUUUCUCGACGCCCAUAUAGAGUGCACCGAGGGAUGGCUUGAACCAUUACUAGCUCGUAUUCACAAAGAUAGGAAAAAUGUAGUCUGCCCAAUCAUUGACGUCAUCAGCGACGAAAACUUUGCCUUUCACACCGGUUCCGACCUGACUUAUGGAGGCUUUAACUGGAAACUGAACUUCCGCUGGUACCCUGUCCCACAGAGGGAGACAGAUAGGCGACAUGGUGACAGGACAGAGCCCCUCAGGUCGCCGACCAUGGCAGGCGGUCUCUUUGCCAUCAGUAAGGCAUACUUUGAGGAGAUAGGGACUUACGAUGCAGGAAUGGAUGUCUGGGGCGGGGAAAACCUUGAGAUUUCAUUCAGAAUAUGGAUGUGCGGAGGGACGCUAGAGAUAGUCACAUGUUCUCACGUGGGCCACGUCUUCCGCAAAUCCACGCCUUACACCUUCCCCGGAGGAACGGGUAAAAUCAUCAACCGCAACAACCAGCGGUUAGCCGAGGUCUGGAUGGACGAUUAUAAAAACUUUUACUACAAAAUAUCACCAGGUGUGAAGAAAACAGAAUUUGGUGAUGUCUCGUUGCGGAAAGAUCUGCGGAACAAAUUGGAGUGUAAAAGCUUUGCGUGGUACCUGGAUAACAUCUACCCAGAGUCGCAAUUCAGGCUGGACUACCAGGUCAUUGGGGAGAUCAAGCAUGUAGAAACCAAGAAGUGUCUUGACAACAUGGGUCGGAAGGAGAACGAAAAAGUGGGCUUUUUCUCAUGUCAUGGACAGGGUGGCAAUCAGAUUUUUGCGAUGACAAAACAAGACGAGUUGAAACACGACGAUCUUUGUCUGGACGCGUCGGGCAACACCAAAUUCCAGGACGUUGUCAUGCUGAAGUGCCACGGCAAACGUGGAAACCAGGAAUGGAGAUACGAUGCAAAGUUAAAAACUAUCACUCACGUUCCAAGUGGCCUUUGUCUCGACAAGUCCAACAAAGCGAAGGACACCCCUACACUUGCAAAAUGCAACAGCUCGUCUUCACAGCAAUGGCAACUGGUGGAAAUUCCCAUGACAUCAUAGUGGUAGCUUUAUAGGGUUUUUUUUUGUUUUUGUUUUUAUAGUUAGGUUAUUAAAACUGGAAGGAUUUUUUUUUUUUUUUUGUAAUUAUUAACGGGUAUCUAUCUUUUAUGCAGCUUGAUGAUCUGGGGGGAAAAAAUUGUCUUUCUGGCUCAUUUGUCAGCUUCUUCCUGUGAAUCUAAUAGGCACAUAUAGACUCUGUGCGUGAACAGAAGUGGGUGGUUUGUGAGCCCCAUAUAGAGUACCGAAGUGUGACGUCAGAUUGAACCGGGAAGUGUAGUGCAAACGAAUGGAGUACGCGCGCGUGUUGGUUCACGGGCUGAAUCACGCGCUUAUGUCUUUUACACACAUAAUUGUGCGUGUGAUGUAUUCACUUCGGUACUCUAUAGGAGGACACACGACGUGCGCGUACUGAUUCGUGGGCGUGUGGCGCAGAGUACUUACAACUGUGUACUUACAAGUUUUGUUCCGAAUCUACACAAACUCUUGGAGUCUUCACGUCAGCGUCAGGCUCUGUCGGCAAUGCAUUUGAAAGUCCUCCUAAUGGAACCAAGUACCCAAGAACCCAACAACUGAUGUCAGGAACCGGUUCCAGAUUAUGGGAUCGAGUUUACCCGUAACCAAUUUACAAAUUACUCAGUAGCUUCUCAGACAAUGAAACAAAGUUUUGAAUGCCAUUGAUGGGGAUUUUUUUCAAAUGAAAAUCAGGCUACAUGCAAAACAAAAACAGAUUUCGCAUUUAUGUGCAUUUUAGCGCGCGACAGAUGACCCUCGCGAAAGUUGCAGUUUACACUGUAAAGCUAUAAGGCCGUUCUGACAAAUUCUUGAAUUUGAAUUUUGGGGUCGGUAACUUUGACGGAUAUCUGAGUACCCGUGUUUCACUUCAAUAGGGUAUUUGGUUCCUGUACGACCCGUAACUGCACACCACUAGUCUCCCCUGACUUUCCCUUUGUAACCGUUGAGGGGGUACCUGUGCACAGAGCCCAUAAAAGUACUCAGUUGAAACCCUUAGCUUUCUACUGCAAUUCUUUCAGUACUUCUACUUCACAUAACCAUUUCUCUGACAAUAAAGUCACUUUUGUCUCAUACAAAAAUGCAAAGUCUCUUCCUGCCAGUCGUAUAAUCACUAGCGGUGUAAAGUUUAGCUCAGUUUACUUUACCACUUUUUGUUUGAUCAUCAUCAAUACAAGGGCAUAUUGUUUCAAUACUUCAGCCACUAGGUUAAAAAAUGGAUCUGUUACCAACAAAUGCAACUGAUUCCAGAAUCAAAUCAAAGAGAUGGGAACUCGCCAGAAUUAAUGCACUUUUUGGCUGAAAACGAACUAAGGAUAAUCUUAAGUGUUUGGUUCCUGGGAAAAAGUACAUUUGUAAUGGAAAAUACUUAAACCUUGAUACCAAGUAAAGGCCAUUGAAAAUUAAAGUUGUCAAUGUUUGCCUACAAAAAUCACGCAACAAAAUGUAGAAAUAAUCACAAGGAACUAAAAUGCAAAAGAAGAUUCUCAUCUGCCGGAAUUUAAGAAAUUGUGAUAAAUAUCAAUAUGAAAAGUUGACGCGUUUGCAAAAUCUUUGUUCAAUGUGAAAAUAAGUUCUUGGUUAUUUUCAACUUAUUUCUUUAUUCACUCCCAUUGACCGAAAGUGCAAUGCAAAAAAACAAAUGUAAUAACUGUGAAACAAAAAUGGUCACCUAGUUGUUUUAAAAAAAAUGCUAGGUGACGAUUUGUAUCAAAAUGUCUAUAUUUGCAUGACUCUUCAAUUCUUUCGCAACAGAUUUUUAAGAGUAACUUGAAAACGAUUCACCACAGUUCUUUGUACAUAGCUUUCAGUAAUUUACAUGUCUUUCAAGUGUAAAUAAUAUACAGUGAGCAGUUUGGAUCAUUUCUAUUCUGGUUUUGUGGAUUUUCAAAUUUUGAUUUUUUUUUCAGUGUUUUUCGUUCAGUUCAGUUCAAAAUUGUCAUUGUGCCUUUAAGUGUUAAGAUACUAGAAAAAGAAGAAAAAAUGAGGGAGAGACGUCAACUUGUGAGGUUAUUCACAUGAAUGUUUGUCAACUCUCAUUUGGUUGUUUUUAUUCACCUUCAUAUUGAGCACCAUAUGGUGCUGAACACACAAUCAUUGGCCUUUGAUGUGGUUGUAAAAGUGCAAAUUUGUCAACAACAACAACAAAAAAUCCACCAAAUAUUUGUUCAGCAAAAACCCAACGUCAGCAAAAAGAUUUAUGAUUUUUGUUUUUUUGUGUUCUAUCUAUAGCAACUGAGGUGCUUUCAGAUGUUGAUCAGAUUUAUGUUGUGUUUUGCUUUUGAUUCAACUCAGUUUAGUUAGUCUGUUUUAAUUUCGAACUUAAGUUUAUACACUCAUUUUUAAGUUUAAAAGUCCAAACACGACUGUGCAAAGUAUACGGUACGGACGAUACGUCGUCUACAAACACGGAGCGCCAUCUUGUAUGGGUGUCUAUCAGGUUGCAUAAACUCUGCAUUUGGAAACAAAUUUUGGCUCAGAGUAGCACAUUCGAUGUCACUAUUUUGCCAUUGGUGGUGACUAUUGAUUAUUCAAUUAAAGGUUGUUUAAUACUAGUACAUGUAUUAUUAUUUUGCUUUGCAGUGACUGCCAGCCACCGUUUUGCCGAUGGUUGGCUAAAAGUACGUAUAGACUCCUAGCUCAAGAAACGUGCUUAGUUGGUCGGUAGGACAAAUUCAGCCAUGCAGGGAGUUUUAGGACUUGCUGCAAUAUUUUUAUUUGACAUCCAGGUUAUUUUCUCAACCUGUUACAAACAUUUCUAUAUUUCUGAUUGAGGGAAAAUUAAUAACACGAAAUGUUACUAAUAUUCUGUAGGGGCAAGAUUAUACAACAGAAAAAUUGGAAUCGUCGUGGUGUUAUGUGCAGGUCAGGUUUUUGACACGGCUUUGUCAAAUCACAACACUGAUGAGACAGCCACAGGAGGUCGAAGCUGCAGCUGAACGGGUCCUUUGGCACUGCCCAUCUUCGGUCACUUGGAUUCUCACAAUUAAGUGAAACUUAUAGGAAUGAGAAAAUAUUUCUUUAUUUGGAAUACUAAGAGUGCAGCCUCCGCACUUUUUUUUCCUUCAAUACAGCGAUACUGUGCAGAGCUCCGAUUGUUUUAGUCAUUGUGUUUAUUAUUUGUUUUCUUGUUGGCCAAAUCGUCUUUCAUGAUUUUGUUUUUACCGUAAUUUAAAUGAUGAAUUUGUAAUCAUAAGUUACUUUCUUGUCAAGUUUCUUUCAGAUGUACUGUUUAAUUUAUGAUUAUAAUUGUAUUAAAAAUGUACUUAAAAUAAACGUGUUCUAUAGGGCAUAACUACUAUUAACCAAAACGAUGCAGUUUUGUUGAAAGUACUCAAUGGAAUUUAAGAUUGACCAAUCAGAAACCAGAGUUGACUCACGUGUUCCCACGCAUUUUCACGUCGUGUUAAUGGUUUCAGUGACAGGGAUGGAAUAAGGAAUAAGCCUCUGUACUGAUGACGUCACACUUUGUUUACAUGUGCACUUUCCUAUGGAGCCAGUGGGGGCCCACGGUCCAGUGAGCACCAUAGGAAAGCACACACGUAAACAAAGUGUGACGUCAUCAGUACAGAGGCUUAUUAAUUAAGUUCUUAUACCAAAGUAACGUUUUAGUUUUUUUCUAGUUAUGGACAAACAAGAUGGCUUAAAUAUGACAUUUCAAACACAGCUACUUGAGACUGCUUUUCUUGGUCACCGGGGCCAAAUUUUAAUGACGCUGCCACAAUUCUGUUCUAUUUACUCUAAUUAAUUAAGGGAUAGAUGGGCCCAAGUUCAUUGCGCUGCAUGCUGACCACGAGAUUUGGCGCUUACGAUCCAAACUCUGUUCUAUUACAGCGCUGGUAUGGGAAUUUUUUUCUAAAUUCGUACCCCGUAAGCACGAAAUGCUUAAAAUUACCGACUGGAGAGUUAAUCAUUUGCUGUAAAUGAGAAAUACGCAAACCGCUGGGCGGAAUACUCUCAAGUUAUGGGCUCCGUUCGCCAACGAAAGAGAAAGAAUAGAAAGAGGGCGCCCUUUUACCUAGCAACGACGUGGGCGGGACAUUUAGCUGGUUGACGCGCAUCGUACCGAUUUCUGUGUGUGACGCACGUACACCAGCCGCGCGCCACGGCAAAAUUGCAGUCGGGCAGAUGGCGUCGGUCGGUCACCCCCAAUUUCCUUUGUCGGUGAAGGGAUACUUACUUGUGCACGGAGCGGAUACAUGUCAGGUAUUUGUUGCUUACAGGAGGCAAGGGCGGUCACGGGGGGUGGGGGAACAGGGGCCAUCCCCCCCCCCCCCCAACGAACCCAUUUUGGUUUUAUUUUAAGUGACGUCGCAAUAAAGGCAGGCACUGCACACACCACCAUCUUUUCCUCCUAAAAAAUGGUCAGAAAUUGCCUCAGAUCGCACCAAAAAUCCCAAAAAAUUUCCGGGCCCUUACGCGGGCCCAGAACCCCACGCGUAUUUUUUUUGGACCUACUUUUUGGGGGUAAAAAAUUGUGUUCUGGAUCCGCCCUUGACAGGAGGCAGAGCUGUUAAAAUUGGGCCCCAUUCUUAUGUGUUUAACAGCUUGUGUGUUUUAUUUGACCACCUUCGUCAGCUGAACUUCAUCAUAGUCAUACACAUGCUGUAACUUAUCUAUGCACUCAUUUCCAUGUGAUCAAAUUGAUUUUCUUACAAGAGUAAUAUCCCACUGUGCUAGAUAAAAAGUACAGGUUGAUUUUUUUUUUGGGGGGGGGUAUAUAGCCCAAUGAAGUUUGGCGCUUCAAAUCCAAACGUGCACCGUUUAAAUGGAUUAGCGUGUUUUAUUUUGUCAGUCAAUAUACAUGUAACUUGAUGUGUAAUUACGCAAAGUGACCGAUGCCGUAUACAUUCUCAUUUUUCAUGCGGCAAAACAUUGUGAGAGAAGUAAUUGCAGUACUGUCGUUUAAUUGAUUUUACUAUUAUUGUUUUUCCUUUGUUCUGUAAAAUGAAAAUCUACUUUGUAAUCAGAAAUGCCGAAGAUGUUAUUUUGGAAGUAAAGAUAAAUAUUGAUUUAAAGGUA
This is a messenger RNA of Patiria miniata (bat star), 6884 nucleotides long. RefSeq names its product polypeptide N-acetylgalactosaminyltransferase 1-like. The transcript is spliced from 11 exons. NCBI's taxonomy places the organism in Eukaryota, Metazoa, Echinodermata, Asteroidea, Valvatida, Asterinidae. Gene Ontology annotation, cellular component: Golgi apparatus. The record is from RefSeq and is a predicted model, not a curated record. The coding region runs from base 129 to 1853 and encodes 574 amino acids.